Molecule: messenger RNA, 4207 nt
Organism: Nycticebus coucang (slow loris)
Lineage: Eukaryota; Metazoa; Chordata; Mammalia; Primates; Lorisidae
Gene: SSBP4
Product: single stranded DNA binding protein 4
Exons: 16
Coding region: 79-1266 (395 amino acids)
Biological process (GO): positive regulation of transcription by RNA polymerase II
Cellular component (GO): nucleus
Molecular function (GO): protein binding; single-stranded DNA binding
Source: RefSeq, a predicted model, not a curated record
GCGAGCUUGGUCCGCGGCGCCGCCUGACAGGUGUGGGCCUCGGCGACGGCGACGGCAGCGGCAGCGGCGCGGAGCAGCAUGUACGCCAAGGGGGGCAAGGGCUCAGUGGUGCCCUCCGACAGCCAGGCCCGCGAGAAGUUGGCACUGUAUGUGUAUGAGUACCUGCUGCAUGUUGGUGCCCAGAAGUCAGCUCAGACCUUUCUGUCCGAGAUCCGAUGGGAGAAGAACAUCACGCUGGGGGAGCCCCCUGGGUUCCUGCACUCCUGGUGGUGCGUGUUCUGGGAUCUGUACUGUGCAGCUCCUGACCGCAGAGAGGCAUGUGAGCACUCCAGUGAGGCCAAGGCCUUCCAGGACUACAGUGCUGUGGCCACGCCCAGCCCCGUGAUGGGGAGCAUGGCCCCCAACGACGCCAUGGCUGCAGGCCCCAUGGCAGCUGGCUUCUUCCAGGGACCCCCUGGCUCCCAGCUGCCCCCCCACAACCCCAACACCCCCAUGAUGGGGCCUCAUGGCCAGCCCUUCAUGUCACCGCGGUUCCCAGGGGGCCCCCGGCCCACCCUGAGGAUGCCGAGUCAGCCUCCUGUGGGCCUCCCCGGCUCCCAGCCUCUCAUCUCCGGUGCCGUGGACUCCUCCCCACGUGGUCAGGGACAUCCAAGCAUGGGUGGCCCAAUGCAGAGGGUUACACCUCCCCGGGGCAUGGCCAGCGUUGGGCCCCAGAGCUAUGGAGGUGGCAUGCGGCCCCCUCCCAACUCCCUUGCCGGUCCAGGCCUGCCUGCCAUGAACAUGGGUGCAGGAGUGCGUGGUCCAUGGGCCAGCCCCAGUGGCAACUCAGUGAGUCUCCGGAUCCCCUACUCCUGUUCAUCACCCGGCAGCUACACGGGACCCUCAGGAGGUGGGCCCCCUGGAACACCCAUUAUGCCUAGCCCUGGAGACUCCACCAACUCCAGCGAGAACAUGUACACCAUCAUGAACCCCCCAAUCGGGCCGGGCACCGGCAGGGCUAACUUCCCGCUCGGCCAAGGCUCAGAGGGCCCCAUGGCCGCUAUGAGUGCAACGGAGCCUCACCACGUGAAUGGAUCCCUGGGUCACAAACUGGAACCUUCUCCCUUGAAGACCCUCAUUCCAGAACAGCUCUGUCCCAUACCCUGGAGGAAGGAAUGCUACUCAGAGAAGCCAAGAAGUCUGAACAGACAGGCCUUGCUUGGUUCCUACCCCGACUCCCAGUCUGUCACCAUUAGUUCAAUCACAUUUCUACACAUUCUUCAUUGAACCUGAGUAUAAAAAUAGUUUUCUCUGGAUCCUUUCUGAAGGGUUCUGUAUCAGUUGCAAAAAAAAUUGGAUUAAAUAAAUUUGUUAGGCUUUUCUCUCGUUAAUCUGUUUUUUAGAAGUAUCUGCGGUGACCCUUAUGAUGGGGGAGGAAAAAGAUACCACAUAUCUCCCAUCUAAAAAGACCUCCAUAACUCUGGGAGGCCAAGGCGGGUGGAUUGCUUGAGCUCAUGAGUUCGAGACCAGCCUAAGCAAAAGUGAGACCCCCCAUCUCUACUAAAAAAUAGAAAAACUGAGGCAAGAGGAUGGCUUGAACCCAAGAAUUGGAGGUUGCUAUGAGCUAUGAUGCCAUGGCAUUCCACCAAGGGCAACAGCUUGAGACUAUGUUAAAAAAAAAAAAAAAUCCUGAACAAAGGCAAUGGCCCCAGCUACCCAGUUACUUGGGAGGUUGAGGUGGGAGGGUCACUUGAUCUCAGAAGUUUGUCCCUGUCUCUAAAAAAAAAAAAAUGUUUUAACCCUAAACAAUGGGGUUUAAGUGUAGACAGGGAAGUGCUGGAAGGGUGACACCCCUGGAGAGGACAGGGAAGCCCCAUCCGUAUAUGUCACCCUAUGUAUCUCCUCCAAAGGGCUGUUAGCAUUUUCCUGAGCUAGCAAAUUGUCAAGCUGAGAUGGGGGCUGUGUGGGACCCCCAAUUUGUAGCCUGCUACUGGUCAGAAGUACAGGUAGCAGGAAUUUUGACUGCCAUGGCUGUGGGGGCAGGCCUGUGGAACUGAGCCCCUUAACUUGUGGAGUCUGAUGCUAUCUAUGGGAACUGAACUGUUGGACACCCAAUGGGUAUCAGAAGAUCAGAGAAUCCGAGAGUUACCAUGCCUUGAGGCAACGCGUGACACAGAAAAAUGUGUGCAGAUAAGGGGGGAAAGGCACCAAGACACAGCCCUGAGGAGCCUCUGUGCUGACAGGGCAGCCUCUAGGGAGUGUCAGCAGAAGGCUGGGAGAUGGCAUAGGCUGGCUGCUUCCACUCCCAGCACUUGGCACUGUGAGUCACUGCAGGGGCCUCCAGCUGGCAAGGCAGAAGGAAAGGCAGGGGAGGCAGAUGGGACCAGUCAGGGACUGGUGCACUGCCUGGGCUGAGUGCUAAGACCAGACACCCCCAUACCCCACCAGACUCUGGGCUACUGGAAGGCAGCAACAGGGCUCAGUCACCACUGUGUCCCAGAGCCCAGGUGGAGCUUGGCACACAGAAGGGGCUAUAGGAAUAGGGUGCUGGUGGUAAGAGAGCAUCUGUCCUUAGUGGGGACACUGUCCUGCAAAUGGCAAUAACAGGUAGGCAGCCUUUAGCCUGUCUUGUCAAGGUGCCCAGGGCAUGCGGGUGGGGAAGCCCUUCUGGGUCCCAGGGGACUAGCUGUGGCCUCAGUGGGCUGUUGGCCAGCAGGCUGCCAGCCAGUGUGCUUAAGACUGGCAGCCCAGGGUCAGGGGAGGUGGCUGGGGAGGACAGCAAGGCUGGAAGAGGGGAGUGUCAACUGUGAGCUAUGAGGACUGAUCCCCUGGAAGGUGUUAUCCCCUGGAAGAACGGCAUGGCCAGGCCAUGCGGUAGGGCAGGGCACACACUGCCACGCUGGCCUGCCUGACUUCUCCUCCCACACCCCUCAGAUUCCUGGCCUACCCCAGAACUCAGGCCAAGGCCAAGGUCCAGCAGGAAGGCCAGGACGGACCCACAGCUGCUGACCCCGGGAACCCUUCCCUCCCAGGUUUAUUGUCUUUCCUUAUUAAAUAGGUGCCCAGUAGCACUCUGGUGAGCUCAGAGUUCAAGACCAGCCUGAGUAAGAGUGAGGCCCCGUCUCCAAAAAUAGCUGGGCACUGUGGUAGGCACCUAUUGUUCUGGCUAGGGAGGCUAAGGCAAGAGGCUCACUUGAGCCCCAAAAUAUGACGUUGCUGUGAGCUAUGAUGCCAGAGCACUCUACGCAGGGUGACAAAAUGAGACCCUGUCUCAAAAAAAAAAAAAGGGUGCCCACCCCAUCCUCAACUUUGGAGGGCAGGACCAUCACUCUGUGUCCUCUGUGCCUCCUGCUCCUUACCUGGAACUCAAGAUGGUAAUUUUUGCUAAAGCUUAGCAUCCCUGUCCCCAAGGGUGGUACAGGGAUGCCCCUUCCCCAGUGUGAUGGUCUGGGAGGAACAGACAAUAAAGCAUUGCUAGUACCCAAUGCUGUUUUCAUCAGAGAAUAAAGAGUUAUAGCUUGUUCCCCCCAAAUAAUCACCCCACUUGGGUUCACUCCUAUGGGCCUUGCUGCUGCAGGAGGCCAAGGGAUUUCUCCUGCUGGACUCACACACCCCAUUACUCCCAAGUCUCUUCCUACUUGCAUUACAGCUAGUAUGUAUGGCUUCCUGGCCCUGGACUAUGCGGUCUUCCACUUUAGUUCUCAUUCCUGUGCAAUGGCUCUGGUGUGCUGUGAAGGACUUCUCUGCCAGGUCCAAACUUGAGCCCCAAUACACUCCCUCUUCACCACCAUGACAGGUCUGUGUCAAGUCAUGGCCCACCCCCAACCACAGGACCAGUGGCUCCUCCAGGCCACCACAGAAACCCGGCUGUGACACACACACGCCAGCCAGGCAGCCUGGGCUGCUGGAUUCAGUUCAGUGAAAUUUAUUGUAGGUUGAAUAAAAUCAGCAUUCACCAGUUUAGUGUACAAAAAGGACACUAGAUCUUUUAAGAAAAUAUUAGGAAACUGAAGAAGGGAUGCCUUUCAAUUGUAACAUUUUGGCAAAAGUGAAAAGCUCUUGUAAACACCAACUCCAUGGCUCAAAAUAGUUUUUCUCCACAGUACAACAUUAAAGAAAAAAAAAAAAAAACCAGUAUCAAUAAGUUAGACAAUAUUUAAUCAGCUACAACUUUUGUCCACCAACCCCCAAAGCACAAAACUUUCCUUAGCUUCAUAAUUCCUUAAAA